AUGGGGAUGAAAAGCCGUUCAAGAUUUAUACUCCUCUUAAUUGCCAUCACCUUGAUAUCGGUUUCUUCUGAUAUCUCCGACGACGAAUACACUCCCGGACCGGUGACAUACAAUGCUAGGUCGCUCGUUGUUGGCAAGAACCCGUUACUUAUAUUUUCGGGUUCUAUUCAUUAUCCCCGAAGCACCCCUGAUAUGUGGCCGGACAUCUUAAAGAAGGCGAAAGAUGGUGGAUUAAAUACAGUCGAAACUUAUGUUUUUUGGAACAUUCAUGAACCCGUUCAAGGCCAGUAUAAUUUUACAGGGAACUAUGAUUUGGUGAAAUUCAUCAAAUUGAUUGGUGAAAAUAAAAUGUAUACAGUCCUAAGACUUGGACCCUUUAUCCAGGCAGAAUGGAAUCUUGGAGGACUUCCGUUCUGGUUGAGAGACAUCCCAGACAUCAUAUUCCGUUCGUAUAACGAACCAUAUAUGGUUCAUAUGAAGAAAUACACCGAAGUGAUAGUAAAUAUGAUGAAGAACGAGAGGUUAUUUGCACCUCAAGGAGGCCCAAUCAUUCUCGCACAGAUUGAGAACGAGUACAAUCAUGUUCAAGAAUCAUAUAGAGAAAAAGGUAUUCAGUACGUCAAGUGGGCAGCAGAUAUGGCAACCGAACUGUAUCCUGAAAUCCCGUGGAUAAUGUGCAAGCAAAAGGAUGCCCCUCCCAACGUGAUAAGUACAUGCAAUGGAAGGCAUUGUGCAGAUACCUUUUCAGGCCCAAAUGGCCCAGAUAAGCCUGCUUUAUGGACAGAAAAUUGGACUGCUCAAUAUCGCGUUUUCGGAGAUCCACCGUCACAAAGAUCAGCAGAAGACAUCGCAUUCUCGGUUGCUCGGUUCUUCAUGAACAACGGAAGCAUGACUAAUUAUUAUAUGUAUCAUGGUGGAACCAACUUUGGACGAACAAGCUCAUCCUUUGUGACCACUCGCUACUACGAUGAAGCUCCCCUUGACGAAUUCGGUUUGAUACGAGAACCGAAAUGGAGUCAUCUCAGAGAUCUCCAUACAACUUUGAGACUGAUAAAGAAACCUUUUAUUUUGGGUAAUCGUAAUGUCCAAAAUAUUGACAAUUAUAUCCAAAUCGCUACGUAUGAGAUGGCGGGAAGCAAUGUUUGUGCAGCGUUCUUGAGCAAUCGGCACAAAAAGAUUCAUCGAACGAUUGAGUUCAGGGGAAAGAGUUAUUUCCUCCCACGACGAUCUGUUAGCAUCCUUCCUGAUUGCAAGACUGUUGUUUUUAGCACAGAACUUAUCGUAGCACAACAUAACUCGAGGACCUUCAUCCCGUCAAGAAAAGCCAACAGAUUUAAAUGGGAAAGCUACCGCGAGAUCGUUCCAACAUCUAGGGAUUUACCGGUUCAUAGUAAGUCACCCAUGGAACUCACAUCCAUGACUAAAGACACCACCGAUUACCUGUGGUACAGCACAAGCUUGCAUCUUGAUAACGAUGAUCUACCCAUGCGCUCAGAUAUCUUGCCAGUUAUUCAGAUUCAAAGUCUCGGAGAUGCAUUGCUAGCGUUUGUGAAUGGAGAAUAUAUAGGAUUCGGACAUGGAAGCAACAUUGAGAAGUCGUUUACGUUCUCCAAACCCGCGAAUUUCAAGACUGGUGCCAAUCAAAUAUCGAUCUUGGCGAUGACCGUGGGACUACCGAACAGUGGAGCGUAUAUGGAGAAGCGGUUUUCGGGUAUUCGAGCUGUUGUUAUACAAGGGAUGAGUACUGGUACUCUCGAUAUCACACUCAACGAAUGGGGGCAUAAGGUUGGCACCGAGGGAGAAAUGCUUCAGUUGUUCACAGAAGAAGGAUCCAAAAAAGUUAAAUGGGGACCCGUUAGUGGUCCAGGAACGCCUAUUACAUGGUACAAGACGUACUUUGCGACUCCUGAAGGAAAUGAGCCUGUCGCGAUCAGGAUGGAACGAAUGGGAAAGGGAGUAAUAUGGAUCAAUGGUCAUAACCUUGGUCGUUAUUGGGAAAAUUAUCGAUCACCGCUAGGAGCGGCAUCUCAAACCGAGUAUCAUAUCCCAAGAUCGUUCUUACAACCAAAGAAUAACCUUUUGGUCGUGUACGAGGAGAGUGGUGGAACCAUCAACGGUGUUAUGAUCCAUACAGUUACUCGGGACAUCAUUUGUAGUUUUAUGUACGAGGACUACCCGCCAAGCAUCGAGUCUUGGACAAUGGACAAAGACGUUCUCAAGGCUGUCGGGGAAAAGCCAAAGCCGAAAGCUCGACUUACCUGUGACCAUGAAAAAGUCAUCAAGGAAAUUCAAUUCGCGAGUUUCGGCAAUCCUUGGGGGUCGUGUGGUACGUAUAUGCAAGGAACGUGUCAAGCUCCCAACGUCAAGAAAAUAAUCGAAAAGGUUUGUUUGGGGAAGGAAAGUUGCUUAGUGCCACUUGAUCGAGCUUUUUUGGGUGACCCAAGUGGAGAUGGUUCGUGUGCCCAAGAAAAAGUAAAGAGACUAGCGAUCCAAGCGAGGUGCGCAAGGAAGAAUUAG
Molecule: messenger RNA, 2517 nt
Organism: Cynara cardunculus var. scolymus (artichoke)
Lineage: Eukaryota; Viridiplantae; Streptophyta; Magnoliopsida; Asterales; Asteraceae
Product: beta-galactosidase 14-like
Exons: 19
Coding region: 1-2517 (838 amino acids)
Biological process (GO): carbohydrate metabolic process
Cellular component (GO): vacuole; cell wall
Molecular function (GO): beta-galactosidase activity; carbohydrate binding
Source: RefSeq, a predicted model, not a curated record